AUGGCAAAGUUGAGUGUGGCCGUAGACGAAAUCAAGAAGCAUGCACAAGAAAGUGAUUGUUGGAUCGUCGUGAACGAAGUCGUGUGGGAUAUCACCGAUUUCAUACCCAGGCAUCCUGGCGGUAAUGAAAUAAUUACCAAACACGCUGGCCUCGAUGCUUCAUCAUCGUAUAAUUCCGUCCACUCACCAGACCUCAUCUCGAAAACACUUGGACCAAGCAAGCGCAAGGGAACGGUCGACUUGGCAACCAAUGUUGAUGUACUCAAACCGCCACCAACGGAAUCCGCACAGCCAGUAUUGAAAAUUGGAGCUAAGCCACCGUUAUCAACGCUCAUCAAUAGCUAUGACUUCGAAGCUGUCGCCGAGAAGACGUUGACCAAGAAAGCAUGGGCGUUCUACUCUUCCGCCGCGACGAAUCUGGUGACAAGAGAUGCGAACAAAAGCAUGUUUGACCGAAUUUGGUUUCGUCCAAGAUUGUUGAGAAACAUCAGACACAUUAACACUUCUACAUCGAUACUAGGCGAGAGUGUAAAGUUGCCGUUCUUUGUUAGUCCUGCAGCGAUGGCAAAAUUGGCGCACCCGGAUGGAGAAUUGGCGCUGGCACGAGGAGCCGAGAAGUUCGGAAUCGCACAAUGCAUUUCCACCAAUGCAUCAUACACAAUGGCCGAGAUCACGUCGAGUGUUUCACCAGGAUCAUUACCGUUUUUCUUCCAGCUUUACGUCAACAAACACAGAUCUGCGUCAGAAAAGCUGCUCAAGGAUGCGGAGAAGAAUGGUAUCAAAGGCGUGUGGUUCACCAUUGACGGCCCGGUACAAGGGAAACGAGAAGGCGAUGAACGUGUCAAGGUCGAGUCAGCAACAUAUGCCAAAGCAGCAAUCAGCGGUGCGGCUGCAACGAAUGACAGUAAAGGUGGAGGUUUAGGCCGGACCAUGGGUACUUACAUUGAUGACACAUUCAGCUGGGAAGAUAUCAAGUGGCUCCGCAAGUCUACUCAAUUACCUAUCGUGGCGAAGGGGGUACAGACCGCCGAAGAUGCGGUGCUCGCUAUGAAGUAUGGUUUGGACGGCAUCGUCAUAACGAACCAUGGAGGUCGUAAUCUCGAUACGUCUCCUCCAUCACUGCUUACUCUUCUCGAGAUCCGGAAACAUCAUCCUGAGGUGUUCCGACACCUAGAAGUCUAUAUUGACUGCGGCAUUCGGCGCGGUACGGACAUUGUCAAAGCUCUGUGCCUGGGCGCAAAGGCAGUGGGAAUGGGGCGACCAUUUCUCUACUCGUUGACGUAUGGUCAAGAAGGCGUCGAACACUUCAUCGACAUCAUGAAGGAUGAGCUUGAGACAACGAUGCGCCUCCUGGGCAUCACAGACCUGUCACAAUGCCAUCCCAGGUAUCUCAAUAUUGGUGACGUGGAGCACUUGAUACCUAAAUCUCUUGAGUCACCACUGCCAGAGAUUCCGCAAUCAACGCCCCGUUCGAAAUUGUGA
Messenger RNA from Parastagonospora nodorum SN15, 1482 nucleotides. RefSeq lists its product as hypothetical. Lineage: Eukaryota; Fungi; Ascomycota; Dothideomycetes; Pleosporales; Phaeosphaeriaceae. Gene Ontology annotation, molecular function: heme binding; oxidoreductase activity. The transcript is spliced from 6 exons. The coding region runs from base 1 to 1482 and encodes 493 amino acids. The record is from RefSeq and is a predicted model, not a curated record.